CCAGGUAUCGGUGGUGAUAUAUAUACAGCAUGGGUUGACGGAAUCGGCGUCACCGUAGAUGACGUCACAUGCAUGACGACUGACGUGACUACUUGCGAUAAGAAUUAUCGUAAUCCAAUCGUUGAUUCUUGGAGUUCAGUAGGAAUGCAACAGGUAAAAUUUGCUUUUUACAAGGACAACGAAGAAGCUGCCUUCGUGAUAUUUGACGCGACCGGAAGUACAAUUACCAGCUGGUUCUCUUCAUCAAAUAUUGUGGAUUCAUCAUGGACCACACUUGCCACAGAUUCUUUUAAUAUUUUCUCCAUCUAUGGUCAUGAUCCAGGUAGAAGGUUUAUGAUCAAUCGUAAUUAUGGUGGAUGCCCUGUAGAUGCCGGAUAUUCAAUUAUUGUUAUUAAUAAUGCACUACCUUGUACAUACGACAUACAAUCGUCUUACCCACAAUUCAUAAUUUCUACAUCCGCAACUUCUGGCAAUCCCGAAGCAAUGACAGGAAUGGACAAAGCAGACGUUAUGGCCAUAUUCAUAAAAUAAAACAUGUCGAGGAGAAGUUUAACGUCGUAUACUCGUGAAUAUCUACAUGUGCAGAAUGAACACUUGUUUAGCUUAAAAUGAUUAUUCAACCAAAUCGAUGCACAGCUUUAUAUUACAGCACAUCACACCGUGUUAUAUUCAUUACAUAUUUGUUAGAUUCGGUCACCUUUCAUGUGUUGAUACAUCAUUAAUCAUUGAAAAUAUCAUCAAGAAAAAAUGUUGUCGUAAGAAUCAAAAGACAUUUAUAUAUAUUACAAAUGCGUUUAGAAAUUUAGUAACUAUUUUCAAUUCGAAGUCAUUGUAUCCUUCCUUUAUCAUCAUCAUCAUCAUCAUCAUCAUCAAUAUUAUCAUCAUCAUCGUCACAAUCAUCAUUGCAUAUUACCUUUAAAUUAAAUGAACGCAAGUUUUGUUACAUUUAGUUAUAUUAUUUAAUUAAAUAACACUCUGUUACAAUUUUACCUUUUAUUUAAUCUAAAUUGUUAUAUACUGCAAACAGUUAAAAUCAGUAAUUUUGAAUUUUAACAUUGAUGAAAGAAACAUCGAAAAGUCAAACAAAAUAAAGAUAAACGUUUGAUUUGGGACAUUUUAGUAAAAAAAAAAACGUCUUUGGUAAAGGC
Molecule: messenger RNA, 1148 nt
Organism: Ruditapes philippinarum (Manila clam)
Lineage: Eukaryota; Metazoa; Mollusca; Bivalvia; Venerida; Veneridae
Exons: 4
Coding region: 73-531 (152 amino acids)
Source: RefSeq, a predicted model, not a curated record